GUGAAAUGUGAAUCAGAUUGCGAUUUAAAUUCACUGGAUUUAUACUAUUUUGUAGUCUACACUAAUUUAUAAAAUAAUACCUUGUUAACUUAUUUAUAUUUAUAUUAAUUCACUAACUAAUCUGUUAUCUUGUGAGAAAACUAGUUUUUGUUAAAUUUUUAUAAUGUCCAAAAUAAUAAACAGUAAUGGAAAUAAGGCGGGAAGUAUUUACAGGAUCGCUCUUGAAAACUUUGUGACAUAUAAGCAAGUAGAAUUAUAUCCUGGACCAUCACUUAAUGUUAUAAUCGGACCUAACGGAACGGGAAAGUCUACCAUUGUUUGUGCUAUUAUUCUGGGUUUGUGUGGAAAACCCAGCGUUAUUGGUCGGGCCAAAAAGGUAUCUGAGUAUGUUCGUGGAGGCUGUGAAGAUGCUACCAUAGAAAUUGAAUUAUACCAAAAACCUGGAAAACAAAAUGUUAUUAUUACUAGAAAUUUCAAUCUAAAUGAUACCUCCGUGUGGUAUAUCAAUCAUAAAACUGCAAGAGAGAACCAAGUUCAAGACCUUAUUACAUCACUUAACAUACAGGUAGAUAACUUAUGUCAACUAUUACCUCAAGAUAGAGUUCAGGAUUUUUCCAAAAUGAAUCCACAGCAACUACUUCGCAGUACAUUAUCUGCUGUUGGAGGGCAUGAAAGUGUAGAUCAUUUAGAUGAACUAAUAGAAAUGAGAAAUGAACAACGUAACCUGUCCACCACACAGGAGAAUAAUGCACAAAUGUUACAGGAACAGAUUCGAUUGAAUGAAAGAAUAAAAGCUAUAAUUGACACAAUAAAUCAAAGAAAAGAUAUCGAGAAACAUAUUGAAUUAUGCAAUAUAAAGAAACUUUGGAUUGAAUACCAUGAACUUAAAACAAAAGUAAAUGAAUACAGUCAAGAUAAGAAGGAGGCAGUAAAAUUGUUGGACACACAAACAAAAAAAAUGGCGCCAUUGGAGAAAGUUUUAGGAAAUGCAAAAAGCAAAAUCAGCAAGUUGGAACAGCAGAAACUUAGUGCGGGUAGAGAAAUCCAUACGUUAACAGACAAAGUAAAAGAGACAUUAAGCAGCGUUAAUUCGCUAGAAUAUGUCCUGAAAGAGAUAGACUCGGUCUUCCAGGAGAAGUUGGAGCGGCAUCGAAAUAGAAACAAAGAGUUAUCCAUGUAUAAAGCUAAGUUGAACAAACUUGUUGAUGAUAAAAGACUCGCCGUUGAACAUGUUGGAGAUGAAACAAGUAUAAAAAUGAAAUUGGCUGAAAUUCAUAAAGCUAUGACGACGACGAAUGCAACAAUUGAUAGUUUAAAAAAGAAGAAAUUGGAAGUAGAGUUCGAUUAUGAGAAUAAUAUUGUACCCCAAAUGAGAUUGUACCAGAACAGAAUAAAUAAUUUAGAAGACGUAAAUAAGACACGCCUAGAGAGUCUACGCGAAGGUGAACGAACAAAAGAUGCGUACAAAGCGAUUAUGUGGCUGAGAGACAAUCGACAUUUAUUCAAGCAUGGAGUCUACGAACCUAUGAUGCUUGAGAUAAACUUCACAGACCCAAAGUUCGCACGUUAUUUAGAAGCAACGGUUGAUUCGCGGGACCUUAUCGCAUUUACGUUUGAAUCCAGUCAAGAGAUGAAUUUGUUUAUGAGGAAUAUGAGAGAGAUGAACUUGAAGAUGGUGAACGCGGUAUGCAGCGAACCCGCUACCCUCAACUUGCAGAGGCAGGAUAUUUCCGAACUGAGCUACCUCGGCUUCUAUACCUACGUAUUGGACACAAUAUCAGCACCAGACGCAAUUGUUCGUUAUUUGUGUAGAAAUUACUCGAUUCACAAAAUACCGAUUGGGGAUGAGCACACGUUUAAUAAUAGCGGGAAAGUACCCGCAAAUAUCACCUUCUAUUUUACAGAAAAUCACAGAUUCUCAGUUCGCGUAUCGGAAUACAGUGGCGCAAAAUCCAGUUCCAUCACAGAAAUAAACCCACCCCGUCUACUCGCCAAGACUGUGGACAUUGAACAGAUUAACAAAUUUAAGAAUCAGUUAGCAGGCUUUGAAAGAACAGCGGCUUCACAUAAAACGAAGUUGCAGGAAUUUAACAACCAAAUGGCGCCGCUAGAGGUCACUUUGAACAAUUUUAAUAAUGACAGGAAGAAAAUCAAUGAGAGCGUAGAUAAGAUUCGAACACUAAGCGUACAAAUACGUUUACAAACGAAGAAAAUUGAUGACAUACAAAAUGAAUCCUCCCUCAACAUAGAGUUGGAGAAAGAGAACUGUCAGAAGAGACAAAAGGAGAGUGUACUUAAGCAAUGUCAUCUUCAUUCGCAAUUGAAAGACAUGUUAAAGGAAUUGCAAAAUAAGAUUCUAGAGAAGGAAUUGGUUGGGGUAAAACUGGAAGUAAGCAGAAAUGGUAUAAUACAGCAUGAAGCGGAAUUGAGAGAACUGAAGAGCGAAUUACGUAAUGUUCAAGUAACUCUCGAAAACAUACAAAACUGCUUAACCUGUGCCGUUUCGAAAGCAAAAGAAAAACUAACGGAAGCAAAACGUUCGUGCAAUAACAAACUACCCACAGAGCCAGAUUUUCCUAAUAAAGAUGUGUUUGACAGUCUACCCACUGAUUUGACAGCCCUACAGGAACACUGCUUCGAUUUGCAGACACGCAUAGAUUUAAUGCAUUCUAGUGAUGAACAGGUCAUAAAAGAAUAUAAUACAAGGGAAAGGACUAUUGCAAAACUUCAGUCUGAUAUCACGAACUCAUCAGAUAGGAACAAACAGUUAGAAGACAAAAUGAAGGAACUCAAAUCAAAAUGGCUGCCGCCAUUGGAAAUGCUGCUGCGUAAAAUAGACCGUGCAUUUGGAUCUAUGUUCGCCAAAAUGGGAUGCGCUGGAGAAGUUAAAUUGGACAAAACUGGGACUGAUGAAGACUACGACAAAUACGGCGUGGGUAUAUACAUUCGAUUCCGGGCGGAUGAACAACUCCAGCAAUUAACCCGCCACGCCCAAAGUGGUGGCGAAAGAGCAUUAUGUACUGCCUUGUAUCUUAUGUCGCUGCAGGCCUUAUCGACCGUGCCGUUUAGAUGUGUGGAUGAAAUAAACCAAGGCAUGGACGCGAUUAAUGAGCGGAAAAUGUUCCAAUUACUUGUCAAAGUCACCACAGAGUGUGACAAUGGACAGUAUUUUCUUUUGACGCCUAAACUAUUAUCCCAACUGGAAUAUGGCGAAAAAAUAAUGGUCCACACAAUUUUCAAUGGCAAAGAUUUAAUGAAUUAUAAAAAAUGGAAACACAAUAAACAUUUACAAAGAGCACGAGCACAACUGUCGGAGAGCACGAGUAAUAUGUAAACUUAAUAGAUAGAUAGUUACACAAUUAUUGUAUGGCUGUUUUUAAUUAUGUGUUCAAAACACUUGCACAACUAACACUUAACACAGGUCCUUCAAACAAACUUUUUUCAUAUAGGUAUACAAAUAAACUUAUGUACGUCCAUAGAAAAGAUUAUAGAUUGAUGCUAUUACUAUCAGUUGUACUAUCCUCGCAAAUUGCUAAUGCGCAGGAACCUUCUCACGUUAAGCCACGUGACGUCAUCCAGAAUAGAAAAGUACAGCUUGCAAAAAAAAGAAAUGCACUCAAUUGUAAAUUUAAUAGGUUAAUUAUUAAGUUUGACAGUUUUGAAAUGACAUUUAUUGUAAGAUUACAUUUUACGAAAAAACUGAUAUUUGAUGACAUUUAAUUAAUCUCACACCUUGGAAAUAGGUAUCUUAUCUAAUAAAUGAAAAAUGUUCGUGUGAUUUUCAAUGUUUAUUAGAAAAGACUUAAGUAAUACAUAUAUUAAUAAUAUAAUUAGGUUAGAUUUUGAUUCAAUUUAAUAAAAAUCUAGCCUUAUUCUUCAAUCCCACUCAUACAAUCUAAAUCAGAUUCAGAAUUGUUUUCUAACUCUGAGUCUGUUAUAUCUGAUUCAGAAUCAUUUCCGGUAUUAAUUAUAAAUAACAAUCAAAUAAAAAUGCGUAGGUACUCGUCCGUCGCAAUUCGCAUCAGCCAGAAUAAUGCUAACGGUACAGAGUGUCUAAUGUCAAUGUCAACAAAAUACGUCACCAAAAUGGCGGCCAGGCGCAUUAGCAAUUUGCGGGGAUAAUACGUACAUUUACAACCAGUUCCCAAGACAGGGGCGUAGAGCGGGAGAGCAACUCCGCCACUCUCUUCAAUCGCUAAGUUUUGCAAAUCAAUCCCAAGGAUUAGGAUCUUUUAAAUAACAAAUUUAUAAAAAGCUUUAUUGAUUAAUUUUAGUUUGUUGUAAACGGUGUGAAUAGUAUAACUAUUUAAGCAACCCUAGUAAGUUAAAAACAAAACAAAUAAAGUAAAGUGGAAGUAGGGCAUAAGGGAGCGUUCGAGUAUUACGUCACGCAAUUUUUGGAGAUUCUUGACCUCCCCCCUCCAAACCCCAUGUAACGCGCCGUAACGUUCUUCUAUACCCAAUAGUAAAACGAUUCGUUAUCCAGUGACUCAUUGUAACAAUGAUGCAUAAUUCAAUCCCCGUCGCGCAUUGUAGCGUUUUUACCCCAUACCCCCAAAUUCGUAGCAUAAUACUUGAACGCUCCCUAAGGGGCCGAUGACCCUUACGUAAGCAGAUUUACUGCAAUUUAUCCCCCCCACCCCUCUUGUUAACAAAAGUAAAGCUCUCUAAAAUAAUAAACGUAUUUUGUAAGAAUCCUCAUAAAUGCAUUUCGUUUUCAAGCUUAGAAUUUUUGUAGGUAAUGUGUAAAAACUAAAUGAUUACUGUUAAUGUUACCAAGUAAAAAAAAAACAACGAAUCUCUUUCCCCUUUUCUUCUAUUAUUGUUGAUAUUGUAUAGUUAUACUAGAUUAUAAUUUGCGAAUUUAUCUAAUUUUACCAUAGUAAAUUACGUGUAACGAAACGUUAAUAGUUUGGGCGUUCAAAAAGCAUUUGUUGGUUGUUUUACACAAUCAUAUUUAAGCAGUUCAUACGAAAUUUAAUUAAAAUACAUAAUUAACGGUUUUUUUCUAUACCAAAGAAUUUAUUUGAAUGUGCCAUAUUACGAAAUGAUUUUAAUAAACAAAUUAAAUUUCGUGACUCAAAACUGUAUUACAUUUUCGCUACUGUUAUAAAACUUGGUUUAACAAGGGUGAAUCAUAUAUUUUUAUAAAUAUAGUAUGAUUGUAGAGGGGCAAAAAUUAGGGCUUGUAUGUAUUUUUGUAUGUUGUAUGUAAAUGUAAUAAAGUAAAACAAAAAAAUAAUCUAAAAAAAAUUAUGCUUAUCACUGGUUUGAAAGAUAGCCGAAUCUCUGGCAAAAAUCUGGGUACAUUGUGACCCGAGAAUUUAAUAUAUAGUGAUAAAACUGCCUUGUUUAUUUAGAAAUAGCAUUUAUAUGUAUAAAUUCUGUAAUCACAAUUGUUAAUUAUAUACUUUUGUACCUGAGUGUUAAGGGCUUACGAAAUUGUGGCGUUAUUGUAUAUUUUUUGUAAUAAAUUGUUUAUUUUUA
Molecule: messenger RNA, 5487 nt
Organism: Pieris rapae (cabbage white)
Lineage: Eukaryota; Metazoa; Arthropoda; Insecta; Lepidoptera; Pieridae
Gene: SMC5
Product: structural maintenance of chromosomes protein 5
Exons: 20
Coding region: 164-3334 (1056 amino acids)
Biological process (GO): double-strand break repair via homologous recombination
Cellular component (GO): Smc5-Smc6 complex
Molecular function (GO): ATP binding; ATP hydrolysis activity
Source: RefSeq, a predicted model, not a curated record